Molecule: messenger RNA, 6055 nt
Organism: Poecilia latipinna (sailfin molly)
Lineage: Eukaryota; Metazoa; Chordata; Actinopteri; Cyprinodontiformes; Poeciliidae
Gene: fsbp
Product: fibrinogen silencer binding protein
Exons: 4
Coding region: 97-879 (260 amino acids)
Source: RefSeq, a predicted model, not a curated record
CUUUCACAGAGGACCUAAACGCAUCACAUGGCAAAAUACUGUAAAUAGGAUUCUUGUCCGUGUUAAGUAGCGGUCCAGCUAACUUUGAAGCUAACAAUGCCUGGGAAAUGUAAAUUCCAGGAUUCCUGGCUGACAAAGGACGCUUUCAAGGACUGGCUGGUCAAAGACGCCGAUGACAUUCAUUUCGCUCGGUGCAGGGCCUGCUGUAAAUCAAUCAAACUUCAGACCAUGGGCGAGGCUGCUCUCACCAGCCACGCAGGCGGAGCUGGCCACAAAGCUGCGGUCCGAAAGCUGCUGGAAGGUGUUUUAAUAGGCGAUGCAAGACAGAUGAACGGCAACACAAAUCUGGUAGAGAAGAGCAAGGAGCAAAUGGCCCUUGCCCUCCAGCGUGAAGCUUUGGACAGAAUCACAGGCAGCGACUGGUCAGACCUGCAUCAGAGUCCCUCUACAAACUCCAGCUCCCACAAUGCAGAGCUGCAGGAUGCAGCCUUUCCUGUUGCGUACUUCACAGUCCCAGGAACCUCGAGAACCAUCAACCAUCACCUUCAUCCGUCCGACAUCAAGGAGGAGGAGGUCAGCCGCCGCCUGACCCCUCAUGACUCUGUGGACUUUUCAAGACUGGAGCUUCAGCAGCGGACAGAGGCUUUGGAGCAGCUGGAUCAGAUGAAGAUCCUGGAGUGGGAAAACCGGAUGAAGGUACUUGCCUGGGAACAGGAGCUGGUCCGGGAGAAAAGGAAAGCAGCUCGACAGAAGGAGAAGGCCUUCAGGAUGAAAAAGGCCUAUUACAAGGCCAAGCUAAAGAGGCUGGGUGAAGACGUGCCACCGUCCUCCUCCAGCAGUGGCGAAGAAGACGAAAAGAUAUCCGAGCUCAACGGCUGAUCUGAUCUUUUUCAUGCUUGUUUCAUUCUCGUGGUGUUUGUCUAUAAUCUUUGGGACUAUUUUUUAUAGAUUUCUAUAUCGAAGGUUCUGGUGUGGGUUAGUGGAAACAGACCGUGGGCGUCAGAAGUCAUUGAUUGGAUAUUCACAAUACGGAACACACACAAAAAAAAACACCUUUUGGUUCCUGGCUGGUCUGGAAAAAUCUGGAAUUUGAUUCAGUUUGUUUUUUCCAAGAAUGGAAACGACUGAGAAAAAUCUAAAUAUUUGUCUUUCCUUCCCUCCCUCAUGUUCUACCUUCCUUUAUUCAUCCUUCCUUCUGUCCUCGUGUCCUACCGCCAUCCUCUCUUCCCUGCAUCCUUCAUUUGGUUGUUUUUAUUUUUUUUUGUAGAAAAAUCUGCCAUACAGUCUUAGCGAAUGUUAGUAUUUUAUAUUUUAAAGCGAAAGUAAAGGCUGAGUCUGGACGUUUUCCAUGAAUAACUUGUUGCAACCAUGAUGACAUAUGUACUGUGACACAUGGCAGUGACGGUUGUCAGUUCGAAUCCUCUCUCGGACGUCGUGUUCUUGGGCAAAACGCGUCACCUGCCCGGUGGCGGUCAGAGAGCCCGGUGGUGCUGAAGCAUGUGAAUGGGUGAAUGAUUGUAGUGUGGAGUGUUUUGAGGUUCUCUGGACUUGAUGAAACUUUACACAAGUACUGGCCAUCUAACAUGUGCAGGUUUGUGUGUGACGGCAGCUGGUUGUGUGGCUGCUUUCCUAAAAAAAUAAAAUAAAACACAACUCUUAUUUGGAAUGAAGCCGUUCUAAAGUGAAUGUGGUACUAAUGUUUAAACACAAACUGGCACAAUAAUGAAAAAUAUAUAUAUUUGAUUACUUUGUGAAAUGCACAUUAACAACAACAGUAAUGCUGUCUGCAGUUUUUUUUUUCUUUUUUUUUUACAUGGCAUUGUUUUUUUUGUUGUUGCAUUAUGUUCUUUUAAGGUAAUGUGUUCUUUAUAGUUGCUUCAGCUGAUGUAUUCGGUUUAUUCUCAAUUCAUAGGCCCUCUCUAAAUGCACAGUUUUUAACACUCUUAUUGAGCAUGUUAUUAGAUUUUGCUGUUAAAAAAUCAACAUGUUUGUUCAUAAAAUGUAAUUUUCAUAAACAAAGGAAUGAAUAGUAAAAUUUCCUUCAGAGACUUGACCAUUUUUUGUGUGUCUGUUGCAUCAUUCUGAUAUUACUAAACUGACGUUAGUUACUAAUUAGUGAAAACAGGAUUAGAGAACAUGCUCUAGUAUUUGCUGUUCAGUUGUUUUUCUGGCUUUUGAUCAAGAACCUGAUAAUGAAAGGAGUUAUUUGCAGACAAGACGAGCGGCUCAAUUCAUUUGCACUCUACAAUUAUGCAGUACUUUUAGCGUGUCUGCUACAAAAACUGGAACCGAAUGUAAAAAAGUUCAAGUGUCGUGAAUAAUUUUGCAAAAAGCUGCAUUAAAAGUUUGCUUCACACGUAAACCUUACUUUUUAUCUGAGAAACAGUGAUAUUGUAACAGAGCUGACUGUGUUAAGCUGUCAUCUGAGCCGCUGGCUGUGACGGAGCACUUUGAGAACCAAAACAAGUCAGCAAGAAACACCGUCACAAAAAAAAAAAAGAAGAAAAAAAAAUAACGCUCUGUCAGAAUGUGUCCUCUCCUCGCUGCCUCACUCCCUAAAAUGUCCUCAUGAAUAUGAAACAGUUACAGGCAGAAUAUAAACACACACACACAGUCUGGUAGGAAUAAGGUUUUUUUUUUUUUUUUUUUAAUGUCCAACAUUUCUCUUGUUUUUCUGCGAAAACAGGGGAACAGCUGUUUCCGUCCCGACGGCGGGACAGAAGGCAUCUCAUAAUGAACACACAAGCCAACAAAUACAAUCUCUCAUCAUUCUGCCAUCUUUUCCCUGCCCCCCCCCCCCCCCCCCUUUGUUUUCCUUUUCAAUCUCCAGAACAGAUGACAACAUUUUUGACUCAAAUCUGCCCUCUCUUGCUCUGGUUGUAUGACUUCUACUGGUUUAAAACAAAUUAUCUGGGAGUUGUAGUUUUUGUUCUCUCCCCUCAGAGUGCCAAAGCAGACAAAUGACCAGUGUUGUGCAGGUUUGCAAUGAAGCGUCGCUGCAACAGUAAAUCACACAUCCAUCAAACCCAAGUGAGCCAUUUAAGGAAGAUAAAUAUAACUUUAACUGACUGCAGUCUGGUGGUCUUGGCAGGUUCUUGCAGGUCCUGUACUUUGUGCCUGGCAUAAGAUUUUACUUUUGCUGUUUACAUGUAAACAUUUAUUUUAACACAUUUCCCCACUGUUCAUCAAACUGGGAACUUGUGGCCUUGAGAAACAUAAUUAUCAUAAUAAACAAUAAAUAAAAGUCACACGUGUAAGACAAAACAUCAUUUGGGUUUAAAAAGAAAACACAUUCGUGAUUAAAAAUAAAAAUACGAUUUAAAAGAAAUCGUAAAACAACUCUUUCAUAAAAUGUCAAUAAAUUAUCACUAAAUAAAAUAGAUCUCCAGUCAGUCUGAUCUCAGGAAAACUGUGGAAAGAAAAGAAAAGAAAUAUAUAUUUUUUUAGGCGGACUGCUUCUUUAACUAACUGACAGGUGGCAUUCGCCCAGCAGGAACAUUUUUUGGGAAUAAUCCUGUCAGAAACAGAUUUGGUGUCACGUUCUGAGGAGACGGGGCUGACAGAGGUACAGUCAGAGCGGGAAGAUGCGCGUUUGCUUGUGAUGUGCAUCUUUAUCUCCACUGUCUGCAUUUCCCUCCUCUUUUCCGACUAUUUCCGUCUCCGUGACGGGCGGCGUCCACGCCUUCCUCCCUGCAGCUACGCGUUUUACAACAGUCAUGAUUUCUGACCCAGUUUAUCCUCCUACUGAUGAUGUCUAGCUUUGUAACAUCCGAUGUCUUUUGUGUCCAUUCUGCUGGAUUUUAGCCCACUUGUAGUUUGUGUCCAUUCUUGAUCUUGCUCAUUCAGACAAACUUCAGCCAAAUUGUUUUUUUUUUGUUGUUUUAACAAAACGCCUCUUUUUCAUUCAUACCACUGAAGAUGUGUUUUUCUCUUAAAGGGUUCAAGAUUGAGAGAAUAUUGGCAGUAACCAUUUUACCUGAUGCCUAGAUGAGCUGGUUCUGCAGGCCGAAGCUAACUUAUACUCUGAGAAGAAUCAAGAUCCAAAUUUACCGUCUUAAACAUCUCAGAUCUAAAACAUGUCAAAGCAGCGCAUGCAAACAAUACAUCACAAACCUAUAGUUCCACAUAUUUAAAUUCCUGCUUUUUUGUUGUCACAAAGACUGGAGGCAGUGUUUUACUAGUGAUCCUCCUAUAAGAAGCACGAGUCCUACAGCUAAAGUGUUUCAGAUCAGAUUAGCUGCCCAACACAAAAGUAAAGUGGUGCACACAGCAAACAUUUUAUUUCAAAUUGUAUUUUGAUUUUUGCACUGGUUUAACUUUUAUUUCUGACGGUAGUCUGAAAGAAUUUUCAUGUUUCACACAGGAAGAUUAAUGGUGGCGCACAGCCUCCUAUUCAUUUGGUUUCUUCGUAAAUAUCCACCUAAUUGAAACAUGGCAGCAGUUGAGUGAUUCAAUAUUUAAGAGUUAAUUGUUAACUUGAGCCGUUAGGACCAACUCAUGUGAAUUCAUACUAAAAGAAGAAACCGAGGUUGAUGCAACACGUCGUAACUUUUCCAAAACGACCUCACUUAAGAAUCCUGAACCUUUAAAGCAUGAACUCGUUGCAUUUUGCAAACAUGAGUGUAAAAGAAUCAGCAGCUGAUUCAAAUACCUACAUCUGCAAAAAAAAUAAUAAAAUAAAAUAAAAUACAAAUUAUAGCUUUUAGCGUCGACACUGCUGACACCUCGUCUCUCCUUUUGUUAGCCAAUGCACUGCAGCAGAAGCUUCGGCUGAUCUCAAAUAAUGCCUCCUUCUCCAUUAAUCCUCCAAAUGGCAGGAAAAAAAACAAUCUGUCUGAAAGAGUAGGAAACACUUUAUCUGAGCUCGUGGUGAACAGUUUGGAGCCUGAUUAGAUUUGAAAAUAAGUGCUUCCUGUCUGGAAUAUUUCCUUCAGGGAGCGUCUGGGAGUGAAAAGAUGCUAAAGACGUGAGCUGACAUAUUCAGGUAGACACCGCGCUGCAUGCAAGCAUCACGUUUGCUUUCAUGUCUUCAAUAAAUAUUUGAGCACGUCGGGAUUCAACAGCAUUGUUCUCGUUAUUUUGUUUUUUUUCUCUCUCUCUUCCGUCAUUCAGAAUCAGAAUCAGUUUGGGCAGUGAGAUAAAACGCCAAAUAGCUGUUUAUAUUCUAGUGAAGAACUAAGGCCUCAGUAACAAAGAAAAUUUUUUCAUUUUGGUUCAUAUUUGUGUAAAAAAAACAAACAAAAGCGGUUUUACUUCUACAGCCAUCACACCAUGUAGGAAGCAUUUUCUAAACGAAGAGCAACACAAAGUUUCAUAGUGAUUUAUGUCCCUUUGGCUUUGAGUUUGGACGAGAGGCUUCUGCAUGAGGAGCUUUUGGAAAUGAGUUUCCUGGUUGCUGCUGGAGAGACUCGGCUGCUCCUGUGCUGGCCCCGGAGGCAGGUUGAGUCAUGAUGCAUCAAAGUGUAAAAAAGAUGCCUCCAGGGGUUCUUAAAAGUGGUUGUUACUUGAUCCUGCCUCGUGGAGAGAGGCAGACGGCGAGAUCAACUUUCACCCACCAGGUUUUUAAAACUGCACUGAUAUGUUCCCGUUACGUCAGCGGAUUGAUACGGUCUGCUUCAGAUUCAGAGAGCACCGGGUUGUGAUUAUAUGCACUGGCUCAAUAAAAAAAAAAAAAAAAAAAAAAAGAGCAUAAUCUCCCUCUUGCAGCAGACACAUCAUGUCACUGAGCUUUAGUAGUUAGGCAACCAUCUUUGAAUCUAAUGUGUUGUUAGCCAUCUUUCUUUGCACAAUCAUCUUGCUCCAUCAGCUCUCCUCUCCUAUAAUAAUUCCUUCCUCUGUUUACAAUCACGCUUCGAUACUUUGAAAUUACCCCUUCAACCGAGUCUUCCCAUAAUCUCGUCACUCUAUUGCCGGACCCCUGCUGCUUUACAUGAAGUUCAAAGGUUUGAGGGACAACAUUCUGAGGGAAAUGUAUUUCUGGGGAGAAAUUUUAGUUUUUUUUUUUUUCUUUUUUUUUUUUUACUUUGUAGAGGGAAUUUCUUCCAUCGGCAACACA